Messenger RNA from Priceomyces carsonii, 1671 nucleotides. RefSeq names its product nitrogen-responsive transcriptional regulator (gene GLN3). Bases 1 to 1671 code for a protein of 556 amino acids. The record is from RefSeq and is a predicted model, not a curated record. Gene Ontology annotation, biological process: positive regulation of transcription by RNA polymerase II; negative regulation of transcription by RNA polymerase II. The transcript has a single exon. Gene Ontology annotation, molecular function: RNA polymerase II cis-regulatory region sequence-specific DNA binding; DNA-binding transcription factor activity, RNA polymerase II-specific; zinc ion binding. Lineage: Eukaryota; Fungi; Ascomycota; Pichiomycetes; Serinales; Debaryomycetaceae.
AUGGCAUCGACUAGAAAAACAUUUGAGGAUGCACCAUCCGUAAUGGAAUUGUUUGAUUCUGCCCGGAGGCUUCUACUAUUACGACCUAGAGUAGAAAACAGAAAAUUAAGAAAGGAUAACUGGAACGCACAGAAAAGUAAAUUUGAAAAAGAAGAACAAGUCACAAUUAAACAGCAGUCUGUAACAAAAGAUGGGGAUGUUUUGGAUUUACUUUCUCCCCUUUCAGUCGAUGAGGUGAAAAAUAGUCCUCCUUAUCAGAGGGUUGUACAGAAGGUUGAAAGAGCUCCUGCCAUUGUAACACCGUCAAGUAUGAGCGACGGUUCUCCGCCAGGAACGGGAUCUGAAACAAAGCAAACUGUCGACUCAGGAAAUCGUUUAAUAAAAAAGGGUCCAUCCACUACUAUUUCAUUUGUUCAAGCAUCUGACUUCAAAAAUCAAAUUCAGAGGUCAAAUUUGACUACCUCUUUAACCCAACAAAAGAUUGAAAAUUCUGUUGAUAAGGUAAACGAGUGCUACAAUUGUCAUACUCAUAAAACGCCAUUAUGGAGAAAAGAUCCCCGAGGCAAUACACUUUGUAAUGCUUGUGGAUUAUUCUUCAAAUUGCAUGGUACCACCAGACCAUUAAGUCUAAAGACGGAUGUUAUAAAAAAGCGAAAUUCGAGAAGAUCGUCUAGUGUAAAGCAGGCACCUGGCUUGACGUCAAGGGGGUCGGAAACCUCCUUGAAUAGACAUAGCUUUGGCGAGAACAGUAGCUAUCCUUCAGGGAUUCCAAUUAAUAAUUUAAACUCAGCUUAUAAUGGACUGCUAUCGAGUCAUCCGAACACGCCUAGUGGAAGUGCUCCAAGACAGAAAAAUGUUUUGAUCUUACCAAAGCUUUCACUGGCCCCAGGAAUGACGAGUAAUAACCCAUCAACUAACAUGAAGACAAUUUCAAUUCCAAACAGUCCAUGCUCUCCAGUGGUCGGAUCUAAUACCAUUAAUCAACAAUUCAAAAGGAAAAAGUCUGAGGUCAAUAUGCAGAAUAUGGACUACUCAGAAUCAUAUGGCAAAAGAAUACCCAUUUCUGCUACCAAUAUUAAGAGAGGUUCUUCUGCUGCUUCCACAUCCUUUCAAUCAGGAUCUCGCAAGGCAUCUUUCUUAUCCUUUUCGCAGAACAGGAGGAACUCUGCAAUGCUAAGCAAUGGUGCGACUCCACCAGCUAGUAGUUGGUCUCUCACGCCAUCGAAUAUUAACAUGUGGAACCAAAAAUCUGUUCAAAACUCAUAUUUCGAAAGUGCUAAUAAGAAUAACUUUAACAGUGCCAUUAAUAACAUGGUAGGAACGCCUGGAUCAGUACUUUCCCAGUCUUCCUUCACAAGCAGUCAAACAAGUAACAGACAAUCAUUUUCAUCUCCGUCACGAGAGCUUAAUAACUUCACUUCUUAUAAUACCCCUUCAGAAAAUAAUGACAAUCUUUUCAACGAAAAUUUACCUUCCAACGGAAUAAAUAAUGACAUUGAAGCAAAUGACUUCUUCGAAAAGUAUCCCACUACAAAAAACCAAGCACUAGAGACAGUGGGAGGUAAAUACGAAAUUAAACCGAUGACAGCAAAAUCAUCUCUCACGGAUGGUUUGAAAAAGCAAAAUAAUAACGACAUGAAAGAAUUAGAUUGGUUGAAGUUCGAAACUUAA